AUGGCGUCUGUCGAGACCGAAGCGUCGACGGAGAGCAGGAAGCUCGUUCUCUGCUUCGAUGGCACAGGCAACUCGUUCAGUGGUUCCGGCUCUGACACGAAUGUCGUGAAGCUCUUGCGUAUGCUUGACCGCAAUGACAAGCACCAAUACCACUACUACCAGACCGGUAUCGGAACGUACGACGUCGACGACACCAGUGUCAACAAGAGUUGGGCCAGUGAGGUCCGCAGCAAUAUUUCUCAGAAGAUCGAUAUGGGCUUCGGCACCACUUUCGAUUCCCACGUCAUCGCUGGAUAUCGGUUCCUCAUGCGCUAUUACGAGACUGGAGACAGAAUCUACAUCUUCGGCUUCAGUCGUGGCGCCUUCACCGCCAGAUUCCUGUGUCGAAUGGUCAACACCGUCGGUCUUCUCUGCAAGGGUAACGAAGAGAUGGUACCCUUUGCAUACAAACUCUAUCAGGACCAUCUAGCGAAGGUUAAAAAGAGCGGCCAGGACGGCAAGGGCGCUGUGAUCAACCCUACCGAUGCCCAAGCGACCAAUGGCCAAGCUGCCAAAAACGCGAAAGCUCCCACCGUCAAUACCUAUGAAACACCUGCGAGUCCACCAGACACGCCUGUUGAUGAGGCUUUCCCCAGCGGAAUCAGCAGCUCCAAUGACGCAAUCAAGAAAUCCAAGGGCUGGAGAAGGAGAGGCAAGAGGAACGAGAUGGAAGCCUUCAGCAAGACCUUCUGUCGCAAGGAAGAGAGUGACCACGGAAAAGAAAAUAUCAAGGUCUUCUUUCUCGGCAUGUGGGACUGCGUCAACUCUGUUGCAGUCCUCGAGAAGGUCGGUGACAAGCCGACCUCGGUGAAGGGUACCGCAACCUACGUUCGCCAUGCUGUUGCUGUGGACGAGUUCCGAGUCAAGUUCAAGCCUGCUCUUCUCGCGCAAGAUAUCACCAAACCUUCCACAAAAAAGCACCGCCAUGUUGAAGAUGACAUCAAGGAGGUGUGGUUCCCUGGAAACCAUGGCGACGUUGGUGGCGGUUGGUCGGCAAUCAAGGAUGAUCCGACAUGGAAAGAUAGAGAGCUCCAAAAGAUCAGGGAGGAAAAGUUGAAAAACGGUGACUUCCGAACUGAUGAUAUUCCCGACUACUUAAAACCCCCAACUCUUUGGAAUAGGUUUUUGAGCUUCUUUGGGAGGGGACAGAAGGAUGAGGAGCUCGAUGAUAGCGAGGACAUGCAGCUGAGCGACAUUCCUCUGUCUUGGAUGAUCCGCGAGCUUGAACUCGCAGACGAGGAGUACAGGGCGAAUAGUAAGAAUAAAGAAACAGGGCUCAAGUGGCGGCCAAGACGCUUGGACAGAUUCAAGCAAAGCAUCUACCAGAACGAGGCGAACCAGAACGAGGCCCUGAAUGGAUGGAUCCACGACCUCCUUCGACUUGGAAACGGAAUGGGCUACAUCAAGCCGUUGAUGUGGUACCUCCUUGAGAUUUGCCCUCUCAUUAAGAGAUGGGAACUCGAUGACAAGACCAAAGAGUGGAAACUCUGCCAGUGGCCACUUAACAAGGGCGGUCCUCGAGACAUACCUCGCAACGCCAUCUUGCACGAGUCUCUACACCGACGUCUCCAUUAUGAUGACAACUAUCAGCCACAGAACAACCAUGGCAACUUGAAGGAGGCGUGCUUGAAGAAGAACCGUGCGCAUUACGAUCCUCACCAAGCUCACGAAGAGGGUUGUGCAGAGAGUUGUUUCCACAAUACUUGGAAGUUCAAGGCACAUGGAGAUCAUGCAGAUCAAGUCGUGUCUCAGACAACGAACUGA
Colletotrichum acutatum is the source of this 1803-nucleotide messenger RNA. RefSeq lists its product as uncharacterized. The coding region runs from base 1 to 1803 and encodes 600 amino acids. The record is from RefSeq and is a predicted model, not a curated record. The transcript has 4 exons. NCBI's taxonomy places the organism in Eukaryota, Fungi, Ascomycota, Sordariomycetes, Glomerellales, Glomerellaceae.